AUGGAAGACGGGGAAGCUCUUGACCUGCAGGAUGCACUGAAGCCGGAAGUGAAGGAGCGUCCGGUGCGGCUGAUAAAAAUUGAACGGCAUGAUGGCACAAAGGCGUUUUUGAACUCGGUGAUAGAGAUGGCGCAGGUGGUGCUUGACAACAUGCCGCCAGACGCCUGCUACAAAGAUAUCGCCAUUAAAUUAAAGACCAAACUUGACGAGGUGGAGAAAGGCACAUGGCACGUCAUUGUAGGGUCCCACUUUGGGGCAAAUGUGACGAAUGAUUCCGAGACACUCGUGAAUUUCAAGAUUGACGAGAUGCACAUUUUGUUGUUCCGCUCUGGUCCACCGGAGCGUCCAAUGAGUCUUAAUGACGAGGGGUCGUAG
Messenger RNA from Trypanosoma cruzi, 375 nucleotides. RefSeq lists its product as uncharacterized. The transcript has a single exon. Bases 1 to 375 code for a protein of 124 amino acids. NCBI's taxonomy places the organism in Eukaryota, Euglenozoa, Kinetoplastea, Trypanosomatida, Trypanosomatidae. Gene Ontology annotation, cellular component: dynein complex. Gene Ontology annotation, biological process: microtubule-based process. The record is from RefSeq and is a predicted model, not a curated record. Gene Ontology annotation, molecular function: dynein intermediate chain binding; dynein light intermediate chain binding.